Messenger RNA from Annulohypoxylon maeteangense, 1077 nucleotides. RefSeq names its product DUF962-domain-containing protein. Gene Ontology annotation, biological process: sphingoid catabolic process. Bases 255 to 803 code for a protein of 182 amino acids. Lineage: Eukaryota; Fungi; Ascomycota; Sordariomycetes; Xylariales; Hypoxylaceae. The record is from RefSeq and is a predicted model, not a curated record. Gene Ontology annotation, cellular component: endoplasmic reticulum. The transcript has 3 exons.
UAUGUACCUAGAAAAUGUAUUGCCCAGUGGUAUUGCCCCACUUCUACCGCUCCUCACUUUCCGUUAUGACCGACAAUUAAAAAAGAUUAUGUACUUGGGUACAUGACCGCUACUACUACGAUAUCUCGAACUCUUUCACAUUUCAAUAUUGAUCACCACUUUUCUUCCCUCUCCCCUAUGUGGGUGCCCGUAAUAAACACGCCUAUCGUCACCGGCACUUUCUUCCCAUAUUCGAUAUCCUCUUGCUUGUCACCAUGACGCUCAAUCUCGAAAGACAACUCAUUAUCUAUGGCGUCUACCACCGGAAUGAGGCCAACAUGGCGUUACAUAUGAUAUGUGUUCCUUUAAUCCUAUUCUCUGGGUUUGCAUUGGCCGCAAACACGGGCACGCUCAUUCCUCUACCCACGAUCUUAACGAUACCCCAUCUCGACCUUAACCUUGGUACAUUGGCUGCUUUCAUAUGGGCCAGCCUCUACGUCCUGCUCGAACCAGUUGCCGGAACUAUCCUGGGUCUAAUAUGUCUCGGGGCAGCCGCGUACACGAAUAAGGCCCUUUCCGAAGAUCCGGGUUUGACAAACCGAGUUGCCAUUGCCAUACAAGGGACAUGUUGGCUUCUUCAACUGUCCGGACACGGUAUUUUUGAUGGCCGAAAGCUGUCCCAGUUUUUGGGUAACUGGUCCCAAGCCAUCUUUCUGUCGCCCCUUUUCGUCUGGCUCGAGCUUCUAUUCAAAUUCGGUUACCGAAGAGAGUUACAAGACCGUAUUGGAAAAGCCAUUCAAGCCGAGAGUGACAAACAGAAAUAGCGAGAGAAAAAAAAUGGGAAGAUUCAAUGAACGAGAUGGAUCGAUAGGGAAAUCCACAUCAACGACAGUCUUCUCUGUCUAGUAUGGGAAAGAAGGAAGAAUGGCCGGCAUAACCAAUGUCAUAUCUUUGCACACCCAAGAUAAGAUGGAUGCUGCUUAUAAUGUAGGCUCAGGAGUCAGUUCACUUGCUGGGCCGGUAAUCUUCAUCUAGUAGAGCUAUUAGCUGAUGACAUAUACGUAGCAUAGCCACUUCGCAGACAAGCAAGCGGUUCUU